AUGAAACUUAAUGAGCAAAUACCAAAGGACCUGUUACGUUUGAUAAAAAGCUCCAAGUAUGUUCAUGUAGCGACAUGCUCGUCAAAUUGUGUACCAUCUGUUUCGUUAAUGCAUUAUAUAUUCAUUUCAUCUACUGAAACCUUUCAUAAGCAUGAGCAUAGUAUAGAUAUAGACCGUAAUGAUUAUAUUAUAUUCACGGUAUUCGAAAAAUCGGUAACCUUUAGUAAUGUCAUGAGCAAUCCAAAUGUUGCGUUGUUAUUUCACGAUUGGAUCACUGCUAAAAAUUUAACUCUUCGAAAAAAAAGCGUGCAUGAUAAUGAUGAUUGUUCACUCGUUGAGUCAGAAUCUACAAAACUUAAUAAUUUUUUACGAGAUUUGAAUCAAAGUGAAUUGAAUCAAGUUAGCGCAACUGUCAAUGGUAUUGCCGAUAUUGUGGACCCUGAUUGCGAAGAAUCCACUUAUUAUAGGCGGUUAUUAUUAACUGCCAAUCCAGACGCAGAUAUUUUCAUACUAGGAGAAGAAACAGCCAUAAUAAAGGUCAAAAUUCAAAAAAUCAAAGUCUCUGAUAUGGAGAAUAACACAUCUAUUUAUGGCCAAACGAUACCGCCAGUUUAA
This is a messenger RNA of Saccharomyces paradoxus, 615 nucleotides long. RefSeq names its product pyridoxal 5'-phosphate synthase. Gene Ontology annotation, cellular component: cytoplasm; nucleus. Lineage: Eukaryota; Fungi; Ascomycota; Saccharomycetes; Saccharomycetales; Saccharomycetaceae. The transcript has a single exon. The record is from RefSeq and is a predicted model, not a curated record. The coding region runs from base 1 to 615 and encodes 204 amino acids.